Molecule: messenger RNA, 1884 nt
Organism: Oenanthe melanoleuca
Lineage: Eukaryota; Metazoa; Chordata; Aves; Passeriformes; Muscicapidae
Gene: PAX7
Product: paired box 7
Exons: 9
Coding region: 1-1515 (504 amino acids)
Biological process (GO): regulation of transcription by RNA polymerase II; anatomical structure development
Molecular function (GO): RNA polymerase II cis-regulatory region sequence-specific DNA binding; DNA-binding transcription factor activity, RNA polymerase II-specific
Source: RefSeq, a predicted model, not a curated record
AUGGCAGCGCUGCCCGGGACGGUGCCGCGGAUGAUGCGCCCGGCGCCGGGGCAGAACUACCCCCGCACCGGCUUCCCGCUGGAAGUGUCCACCCCGCUGGGCCAGGGCAGGGUGAACCAGCUCGGAGGGGUUUUCAUCAACGGGCGCCCGCUGCCCAACCACAUCCGCCACAAGAUCGUGGAGAUGGCGCAUCACGGCAUCCGGCCCUGCGUGAUCUCCCGGCAGCUCCGCGUCUCCCACGGCUGCGUCUCCAAAAUCCUCUGCCGCUACCAGGAGACCGGAUCCAUCCGGCCCGGGGCCAUCGGCGGCAGCAAGCCCAGGCAGGUCGCGACUCCCGACGUGGAGAAGAAAAUCGAGGAAUACAAGCGGGAGAACCCCGGGAUGUUCAGCUGGGAGAUCCGGGACCGGCUGCUCAAGGACGGGCACUGCGACCGCAGCACGGUGCCCUCAGUGAGUUCGAUUAGCCGCGUGCUCCGCAUCAAAUUCGGCAAGAAAGAGGAGGACGAGGAGUGCGACAAGAAGGAGGAGGACGGCGACAAGAAGGCCAAGCACAGCAUCGACGGCAUCCUGGGCGACAAAGGGAACCGCCUGGACGAGGGCUCGGACGUGGAGUCGGAGCCGGACCUGCCGCUGAAGCGGAAGCAGCGCCGCAGCCGCACCACGUUCACGGCCGAGCAGCUGGAGGAGCUGGAGAAGGCGUUCGAGAGGACGCACUACCCCGACAUCUACACCCGCGAGGAGCUGGCCCAGCGCACCAAGCUCACCGAGGCCCGCGUGCAGGUGUGGUUCAGUAACCGCCGGGCUCGCUGGCGCAAGCAGGCAGGAGCGAACCAGCUGGCGGCGUUCAACCACCUGCUGCCGGGGGGCUUCCCCCCCGCGGGCAUGCCGGCCCUGCCCCCCUACCAGCUGCCCGAGUCCUCCUACGCCAGCACCGCCAUCUCCCAGGACGGCGGCAGCACCGUGCACCGGCCGCAGCCGCUGCCGCCCUCCACCAUGCACCAGGGCGGGCUCGCCGCCGCCGCCGCCGCCGCCGCCGACUCGGGCUCAGCCUACGGCGCCCGGCACGGCUUCUCCAGCUACUCCGAGAGCUUCAUGAACGCCGCAGCCCCCGCCAACCACAUGAACCCCGUCAGCAACGGCCUCUCCCCGCAGGUGAUGAGCAUCCUGAGCAACCCCAGCGGGGUCGCUCCUCAGCCCCAGGCUGAUUUCUCCAUCUCUCCCCUCCACGGCGGCCUGGACAGCACCAACUCCAUCUCGGCCAGCUGCAGCCAGCGCAGCGACUCCAUCAAGUCUGUGGAGAGCCUCCCCACCUCGCAGUCCUACUGCCCGCCCACCUACAGCACCACCAGCUACAGCGUGGACCCCGUGGCCGGCUACCAGUACGGCCAGUACGGCCAGACCGCCGUGGAUUACCUGGCCAAGAACGUCAGCCUGUCGACGCAGCGCCGGAUGAAGCUGGGCGAGCACUCGGCCGUGCUGGGGCUGCUGCCGGUGGAGACGGGCCAGGCUUACUGAUCCCGGGACCCUCCUGGCGGGAGCGAGCGGGGAGCCGUCCCCGGGCCCUCCGGAGCAUUCCAGGGGCAGCUCCAGCCUGUGGCCAGAGACCUCGGCUGGGGAGCGUCUGUAACUCCUGGCCACGGCAUCCCCCACACUCCAGGACUCUGCGUUCCCUACGUAGCUGGCAUAGUCAAAGCCAAAUUGAGCGCUUUUUUUUUUUUUCUUUUUUUUUUUUCUUUCUUUGUAAAAGAAAUGUUUCGUUUUUGUUCCCUUUCCGUCGCUGUAAAUUUGGUGGAUGUUGUAUAGCAAGGAAUAACCAAGCUGAACAUUAAGGGUGAUGUAAAUCAGGACCACAGAAGACCUAUGGACCAAAUAUAAGGACUUGUU